AUGUCCUUUGCUAGAAACUUGCUUGCCGUUGCUGCCCCCUACUGCUCAUCUCCAGUGUCUCGUCGCUUGAUUUCAACUACAGUUGCCCCUCAAGCUUACUAUACCUCCUCAUUGCUGUCUGACAAGCACAAACUCAUUGAUCCCAAGGCUAAGCUCUAUGACUUUAGAAGCGAUACGGUUACUGCUCCCACGGAUGAGAUGUUUGAUCUCAUGAAGAAUGCCUCCCGUAAUGAUGAUGUAUUCCAGGAAGACAAGUCUGUCAAUGAUCUCCAGGACUACAUGGCUGAAAUCACUGGUCAUGAGGCUGCUCUCUUCUGUGCCAGUGGUACAAUGACAAACCAGUUGGCUCUUCGUACUCAUUUGGUGACCCCUCCUCACUCUGUCGUUUGUGAUCAUCGUGCCCAUGUCUUUUUGUGGGAAGCUGGUGGUAUCGCUGUUCACUCUCGUGCCUCUGUCUCUCCUGUGAUCGGUGCCAAUGGUAUUCACAUCACUGCUGAAGAGAUUGAAAACAACCUUUUGGGCGAGGAUAUCUACUCUGCUCCUACUCGUGUGGUGUCUCUUGAAAAUACCCUCAAUGGUAUGAUUUUCCCUUACGAAGAGAUGGCUAAAAUCUCCACUUUGGCUCGCAACCGUGGUCUUGCUAUGCAUUUAGAUGGUGCCCGUCUCUGGAAUGCUUCUCAAGAAACUGGUAUCUCUCUCAAAGAAUACGGUAAAUUGUUCGACUCCAUGUCUCUCUGUUUGUCCAAGGGUGUAGGUGCUCCUAUUGGCUCUAUGGUCGUUGGUUCUGCCAAGUUCAUUGACCGAGUUCGCUUCAAUCGUAAGCUCUUUGGUGGUGGAUGGAGACAAGCUGGUUUUAUGGCUGUUGCCGCUCAAUACGGUAUUGAUCACAUUGUUCCUACCAUGAAGGAGACGCACAAGCUCGCUAAAUACUUGGCAAACGAGUUGGUUGCAAUGGGUAUCGAUCUUCAAAUUCCUACCCACACCAGCAUGGUCUUUAUUGACACCAAGCGCGUUGGUAUUCAAGUUGAACGUGAUCUUAUUCCUGCUUUGGCUGAACGCAACAUCAAGAUGGGUGGUAUGGGUACCAAGGCUCGUCUGGUGUUGCACCAUCAAAUCGACCGUCAAGGUGUCGAUACUCUGUUAGAAGUUGUGCGUGAGGCUAUUGCCGCUCGUCAACAACAUGAUGAAAAUGAGGAUUCUUUCCGGCUUACUUCAAGCAGUUCCGCUUAA
Molecule: messenger RNA, 1230 nt
Organism: Mucor velutinosus
Lineage: Eukaryota; Fungi; Mucoromycota; Mucoromycetes; Mucorales; Mucoraceae
Product: CorA metal ion transporter
Exons: 2
Coding region: 1-1230 (409 amino acids)
Biological process (GO): L-threonine catabolic process; glycine biosynthetic process
Cellular component (GO): cytosol
Molecular function (GO): L-allo-threonine aldolase activity
Source: RefSeq, a predicted model, not a curated record